UAUUAUCAAACAUUCGUCAAAACGACUAAAAGAUGCUCAGGAGUUCCCCCAUCGAUUUUAACAUCAUGCCAAACAAAAAGCCUUUUCGUGUGUACGAGGAUCCUGAAGACAGAGAGGAGCCGCAAUGUUGUGAUGGCGAUGGUCUCUGUCCACCCUGUAUUGAAGGAAAUACAUCUCGCCGUUGCUGUACGCCAGAAUGCAAAGGAUGUCCGAAUUGUGGUGACCUUUUUCGUCAAAGGUUGGAACAGAAGCCAGGUGUAUUAACUGAUGGUGCUAUUAUGAAUUUCACCAAAUCAGCAUCGACAUCAGAUUUGCUCUUCCAGGUCUCUGCAAACAAUGAAAUCUCGAACGCUACAAACGGCAGCCAACCUCAAUCUAUUAGGACUAUAAAUGCGGCUACAUCUUCGUCUUUCUCAAAACUUUGUGAUGAUGAAAAUGUUACUCCUUCAAAACUUAGAUAUCAAACGUUAUAUCACUUGUCUACCAGAGGCCCUUUCGAUCAACAACACAGUUCGGAGGCUUCUGAGCCCGCUAUGCAAACUCAGCAACCUUACCACAACAUCAACAGCCCAUCUUUGACUGGCAGCCAAGAUUCGCUGAUAGCAAUUUCACCAACCAGACCAUUAAGGGAUCAACAACGUAGCCGUAGAGCUUCUAAGGCCGCUUUGAGAACGCAUGCUGAAAAAUUAAGAGCUGCCUUGGCGUGUCCUGUCGAUGAACUUGCCCCAGAAAAGCCCAUGUCUUCGAAAAAGGCUCCACUGAAAAACAAGAUAGAAUCCCUUUGGAGGAAGAUGAAGGUAAAGUGGAAUAUUGAUUUAAUGCAUGACAUAUAAUACUAACCUUUUUCCAUAGCACGAGGUUAACGGGUAUUUUAAAGAAUUCCCGCGCGAUGAUCAGUUAACAAAUGGGAACGCGGCAAAGGUAAGUUUCCGCCGCUUUUUUCUCCAGAAACACGCCAUUCAAUAUUCCAGUCUACGAUGUAUGGUUCAAAUCCCACGUCCAACUUUCAUCGCCAUAGCAUUUGUCAAAUAUCAAACUUGCUUCAAACCCCCGAAAACUCACAAACUAAUAUCCGCAUAGUCGCCAUCUGCAGAUAAUAAACCAGGCCGGAAUUAAGUGAGGAAACAUAUUGGAGCAGGAGGAAACCUGCUGUUUAUACAGCGAUUACUUUAGUGGAGCUUGUUGAAGGAAGAAUAGUGUAUAUAAUGUACUCAGCCAGCGUUUAAGCUUUAAUAGUGAUGACGGCUCUUUCUUGA
Molecule: messenger RNA, 1256 nt
Organism: Sclerotinia trifoliorum
Lineage: Eukaryota; Fungi; Ascomycota; Leotiomycetes; Helotiales; Sclerotiniaceae
Source: the annotation of a GenBank genome assembly